This is a messenger RNA of Durusdinium trenchii, 753 nucleotides long. The record is from the annotation of a GenBank genome assembly. Lineage: Eukaryota; Dinophyceae; Suessiales; Symbiodiniaceae.
AUGAGCCCCGGAAGCGUGUUGUCCGACUACAUCCUCUAUCUUUUUGUUUUCUUACCACGAGCCACUACUGGCUUAGUGGCCCGCGCCCUGCCGUGGGGCCGCCCAAAGGCGGCCCAGCGCCUGGGAACCGCGUUGAGCACUGCGCUCGUGUUGGGCACAGUCCUUACCGCGGUGUAUGUUUUUGCUACCCCUUUACUCUUGAAUCUCUUGGAUGUGGCCCCAGAGCUCAGGCCUGGGGCAGGGACCUAUGUCCGCGUUCGUGGCUUGGUAGCCUGGGCAGCGCUGAUGCAAAGCGUGGCCUUGUCGGGGCUGCUGGCGGCCAAAGAUAGCCUCACGCCUCUCAAGGUGGUCCUUUUUGCUGCCCUCCUGAACCUGCUGGGGGACUUCUUCUUAUGCGCGUGGCCCUUCCACUGGGGAAUUUUCGGCGCCGCGCUGGCCACGAGCAUCUCCACCCUGAUGGGCUUCCGGAUGAUGUGGCGCGCCCUGCGCAGGAAUCGCCUGAUGCCGGGGCAUUUGUCGAUGCCAAAACGCGAAGAGCUGCAACCGCUCUUGGAGUAUGCGAAGCCCCUUUCAGUGGUGAUCCUCUUCAGGUUCAUGAGCCUCACCUUCAUGGCCAAGUGCGCGGGCAUGAUGGGCACAGCCGUGACGGCGGCCUAUCAGGUGUGCGGUGGAACCAGAAGGAUCCAGAAGAGAACUCCUGUGAUACUGACGAACGUAUUCAACCCGAAUACAAAACAAUCAUGUGAGGAUUGA